AUGGAUCUCAGCACGACAAUUAACUUCACCCACCCGCAGUAUGCACCAGUAGAUGAGAAAUGCAGGCGAUUUGCCCAUGUAACUUGGUUAGACAGCGGCAGGGAUAUGUAUUUGCGACCGGAGAGGGUAACGGUGCAUGACCUCACACCGCGACUGGGAGAGCUGCGAGCGACGCCGGCUAGCACACAGCUAGAUGAUCGUGGCUAUGCGGUUGUGCAGUCAGCCCCGCGCGCCAGUCUCGAGCCACUAGACGAGCAGGGAUGUAUAGCGGAAGUGCGAGAACUCCUCAUGCAUCAAUUGCAAGCUGAGCAAGUCCUCGUAUGGAAUCUGCAGCAUAGGGACGGUAGUGGACAUAAUGAUGCUGAAGGCACACUGGGCACUGACGCUGCACCUACUGAUCCCGUUCCGGCUUACAGAGCUCACGUCGAUCAGGACGCGAAGCGCGCGUGGGAACAUAUACAGCGCGAGCUGGGAGAGCUCCCCGAUAAUGCUACCCGGCGAGUGCAAAUUAUAAAUGUUUGGAGACCCUGCUUCGACGGCGUCGUAGACGUCCCGCUCGCGGUGUGCGAUGGUAACACAGUCUCACACUCUGAUCUGGGCCAUACUACGGAUUUCUUCGGUAGCCAUUAUAGUAUUCUCCACAAUAGCUCUCAGAGGUGGAGCUAUAUUCGCGAUCAGAACAGCCACGACGUCUUCUUUCUGCGCUGUUUUGAUAGCCUCGAUGGAGAUGGCGGGAGAGCGAGGUUUGUGCCACACACAGCUGUCGAGGAUAGGAGCAGAGAGUGUUUCAAGUCACGUCAAAGUGUGGAAUUGAGGUGUAUUGUUGUUACAAGAAUGUAG
This is a messenger RNA of Wallemia ichthyophaga EXF-994, 840 nucleotides long. RefSeq lists its product as uncharacterized. The transcript is spliced from 3 exons. The record is from RefSeq and is a predicted model, not a curated record. The coding region runs from base 1 to 840 and encodes 279 amino acids. NCBI's taxonomy places the organism in Eukaryota, Fungi, Basidiomycota, Wallemiomycetes, Wallemiales, Wallemiaceae. Gene Ontology annotation, molecular function: oxidoreductase activity.